Messenger RNA from Dothidotthia symphoricarpi CBS 119687, 1570 nucleotides. Its product is annotated as DNA-binding protein. Gene Ontology annotation, cellular component: zeta DNA polymerase complex. Lineage: Eukaryota; Fungi; Ascomycota; Dothideomycetes; Pleosporales; Dothidotthiaceae. Bases 283 to 1110 code for a protein of 275 amino acids. The record is from RefSeq and is a predicted model, not a curated record. The transcript has a single exon.
UGGGGGGGAGCGGUAGAUGUCGACGGAAAUAUGUCCGCCGUGGUGUUGAUGCUGGGGGAAGAUUUACACACACAGGUCGACUGCACGGCCAAUCAGAAUACAGCCUUGUCCGAUGAGAUAUCCAUAUCCGUUAUAUCGUCGAGGGGUGACGCUUUCCACUCCCCGCCUCCAUCCUUCUAGAAUGCCACUCACGCCUCACCCAGCCCGGGGACGAGCCUGCCACCCUCGACGUCAUCCCAACUGACCGAACAAGACGCGUCUACCCCAUCCACCACACCAACAAUGCCGCCCACCUACCUCUCCACGCUCGCAGCCUUCACCUCCUUCCUCACCGCCUACACCCACACGCUCCUCUACCUACGCACCCUCUACCCGCGCACCUCCUUCGUCCACUCCCGCUUCCACAACACCUCCGUCUACCAAUCCCGGCACCCCCUAGUCUGCGAAUGGAUCCGCGACGCCCUCUCCGCCGUGCACGCCCAGCUGCUCACGGGCAGUCUAUCACGCAUCGGCAUCGUAAUCUUCGCCCAGCACAACGCCAACGACGACCAGACCGGCAGCGCAGCAAUCCUCGAGCGCUACAUGGUCGACGUAUCGCGCUUCCCUGUUGUGGAGAAGAGCGAAAGGGAGACGCGGAUUGAAUGGGCGUCGGACUCGCGCUCGCCGUCGCCUGAUGACAAUAUCCCCGCGCGUGACGACGACGAAGAUGUUGAUGCGAACCUCUCCGAGCAAUUCCGCGCCGCGCUCAUUGCGCUCACGACGCGCACCGCGCAACUUGCGCCCCUGCCUCCGUCGUGCUCGUUUAAUGUCGCGAUGGAGCUUAAGGAUGAGAUGGGCGUUGAUCCGCCGAUUGCGCAUCCCAUGCCGUGGGUCCCUGUGCAGCCUAGUUUGCAGAAGACGGGGCGGGGAGGGGUGGGGGAAACGAAGAAGCAGAAAACGGGGAAAAGAGGGGAGGAUGAUAUGGAAAGGGAGGAGGAUGAUGGAAAAGAGGGCGCAGAUCUCGGCGGAGUGCGCGUCACGCCCAUUCGCAGCGUGCAGGCGGGCGUAUUCCGGUUCGAGACGUGGGUUGAGGAGGGGAGGGCAAAGUUCGAUAUCAAGGGGAAAGCAUGAUAUCGAAGGAGAGGAAGAUGUAGAUACCGAACUACGCACGAGAGUUGUCUCUGAUGAAACACCCACUCCUGCACCACUUCACACAUCACAUCGCAUAACAAGACAAGAAACCUACGUAAAGAAAAUAUAACGUAACAUCUACAAAAGAAACCCCCUAUACCAACCCUCCUCCCCGCUCACCUUCCCCUCCCAACCCCAUCCAGAAUCCUCAUCCGCGCCGCAUUCACCAACUCCAGCACCCUAAGCUGGCCCUGCAUAUCCCGCAACCGCCGUUGCUGUGGAGUCGGGCCUCGUCGCUGCUGCGGCGCGCCAUCCCCCGCUGCCUGAUGCAACUGCAACUGCUGUUCCAGCCGUUGCACUUCCAGAUCCCGUUGUGCUUGUAUCAGUUGUUGUUGUUGUUGGACCUGUCUUUCCUGUGCGCGCAGGAUGCCUUGGGCUCGUUGGAUUCGUUGGUGGACGU